AUGCGUUUGCUUCCAUUUCUUUUCGAUUUACCUUUUAGUUGUGUUUGCUUGUUUAUUCUUCAUUCAUUCAUUAAUUUUUUCUUUCAUUCAUUCAUUUAUUCUUUCUUUCAAUCAUUCUUUCUUUUUCCAUUCAUUCAUUCAUUCAUUCCUUCAUUCUUUCUUUCUUUCUUUUAUUCUUUCUUUCUUUCUUUCUUUCUUUCUUUUCUUUCACCCUCCUUUAACCUCUUUAAGUCUGACUAUAUAAAUACUUUUUCAACAAACAUUGCACUUUCUUUCUUUCAUUUAUUCUUUCUUUCUUUUAUUCAUUCAUUAUUUCUUUCCUUUUUCAUUCUUUCAUUCAUUCUUUUCCUCUUUCUUUGUUCAUUCAUUCAUUCUUUCUUUCUUUCUUUCUUUCUUUCUUUUUUUCACCCUCCUUUAAACUCUAUAAGUCCGACUAUAUGUAUACUUUUCAACAAACAUUGCACUUACUUUCUCUUUCUUUCUUUCUUUCUUUCUUUCUUUCUUUCUUUCUUUCACCUUCAAUUUCUACCACACCACCCACCACUUAUCUUUAUUAAUUUCUUUCUUACCAUUCCAUUAGUUCUUUUUUUCUUUCUUUCUUUCUUUCUUUCUUUCUUUCUUUCUUUCUUUCUUUCUUUCUUUCUUAAGAUUUUAUCCCUUCUUUCUUUCUUUCUUUCUUUCCAUUCAAUCACUUCCUUUUUCCUUCAUUCUUUCUUUCUAUUUCAUCACUUGCUUUCAUUUUUUUCAUUCUUUCUUUUUGCGAUUCCAUCUUUUCUUUCAUUUUUUUCUAUUGCAUCAAUUCUUUCUUUCUAUUUUAUCACUUUUUCUUUCUUUCUUUCAUUCUUUCUUUCUUUCCUUCUUUCCUUCUUUCUUUCUUUCCGUUCCAACCCUUCUUUCGUUCUUUCUUUCUUUCUUUCUUUCUUUCUUAAGAUUCAUCACUUCUUUCUGUUUUUCUUUCUUUCUUUUUUCCGUUCAAAUACUUGUUUUUCUUAUUCAUUCUUUUUUCUAUUGCACCACUUCUUUCCUUCAUUUUUCUUUCUUUCUUUCUUUCUUUCUUUCGUUUUUCUAUUGCAUCUCUUCUUUCUUUCUAUUUUAUCACUUUUUUUUUCUUUGUUUCUUUCUUUGUUUCUUUCAUUCCGUUCCAUCCCUUCUUUCUUUCUUUUGUUUACCUUACUCCUUAUUUGCUUUGUUUGCUUGCUCAUUUCAUUUUCCUUCUAUUCUGAAAAGUCUUUUUCACUCAGUCGAUUUCCCGCUUUCGCACGCAUGCGUACACUGCCAUUUUCGUCUCUCCCGAUUCUAUCAAAGACUAUUUCCCAUUUUCCGUUUCCCCCUGCACUUACUUGA
This is a messenger RNA of Acanthosepion pharaonis, 1344 nucleotides long. The record is from the annotation of a GenBank genome assembly. NCBI's taxonomy places the organism in Eukaryota, Metazoa, Mollusca, Cephalopoda, Sepiida, Sepiidae.